AUGCACAAAAAUUCGGGAAUUUCACCCGAGAGAUUAUUCGACGACACGUCCAGCACCUGCAGGGGCGAAUUCUUGCCGAGAUCACUCGGCAAAUUACCCGUCAGCCUGUUUUUGAACAGAUUGAGGUCGUUCAAAUUAGGCGAGCUGGCGAUGCUAUCGGGAAUUAUCCCUUCGAGUCGGUUAUCGUUCAAGAUGAGUGACUCGAGUGGCAACUCGCACAGCUCGUCCGGUAUAAGUCCGGUUAACUCAUUCAUGGAUGCAUCGAAUCUUCUCAACAUGGUCAGAUUAGACCAACCAAUCGGCAAACUUCCGGUGAACGAGUUAUUGAACAGUUCAAUCUGCUCGAUUUGCGUCAUGCCUGUUAUUAUCUUGCCAGUCGAGAUUCCGAAGCUGAGUCAACCGGGCAAGGGUCGAUGGGAUGGGGCCCACGAGCUGGCAGGAGGUGAGCCACAGGUUUUCCAGGUUGGUCAGGUUGCCGAGGUCGUCGGGUAUGGGGCCCGGGGAGAAUGGGUUGUAAGCCAGCUGUAG
This is a messenger RNA of Striga asiatica, 528 nucleotides long. NCBI's taxonomy places the organism in Eukaryota, Viridiplantae, Streptophyta, Magnoliopsida, Lamiales, Orobanchaceae. The record is from the annotation of a GenBank genome assembly.